Molecule: messenger RNA, 1467 nt
Organism: Eimeria maxima
Lineage: Eukaryota; Apicomplexa; Conoidasida; Eucoccidiorida; Eimeriidae
Exons: 1
Coding region: 1-1467 (488 amino acids)
Biological process (GO): protein phosphorylation
Molecular function (GO): protein kinase activity; ATP binding
Source: RefSeq, a predicted model, not a curated record
AUGGAAGGUGAUGAAGCUACCGUUGAGACGACGGUCUCGGCGGAUCCCGAUCCUGAAAAAAAUGAAGUCGCUUCGAUACUGGAUGUUCGACAAAUCGCCGGCAGUUUAUUGCGAAAACAAGUUGGCAAACGGCCUUUGCUUUUACUGGUUGCAGGUUUCGUGUUGCUAGUUGCAGUACAUAGAGCCCUAGCUUCUCGUGGCUUACUGAGCUUUAUGAGUUCGACUUGGCAAAGAGCUGAUCGCCUACUGGGGAAAGGGCAGGAGCGUGGCGAUUGGGGACUAUGUUCACUUGAACACUUUGAACAAGAGCUUUCUCCGUCGCUAAUGGAGGGCAAGAAGUCGCUUGCUGCGUUGGCUUCUAAAGUAAGAGCCCAUGAUGAUGAUAAAGCGGUUUGGCCUUACCAGCGUGCACUUGCAUGGGCUCUUUCGAACAACACCAAGGGCAGUCUGGUUGGAAUGACAAUUUCUCUACGGAAUACGAAACCUUUAAACAGGACCAUUAUAGAGGGACAUUUGCCCCAAGAGCUGCGCGUAACUAGCAUAGUGGGCUAUUUCCGCUGGAAUUUGGUGGUGAAUGCCGAAGACGUAGAGACCAAAAAGGAAUUUUCCGUCAGUAUCCCCGUUAUUUCGGAUUCGGAUGCGUAUAGCUUCAUCGAGGAUGGGAUUGAGAAAUAUGUGGAGGUUGCGGCUGAGCAGGAGAAGAAGGCAAUGCUGCAAGCUUGUGGCAAUAUUCCAGCCAAAUUGGCGGCUUCACAGAAGGGCAUAGCACUCCCGUAUUACACUGGCCAAAUACUAGGGUUGGACAAUAUUCACCAAGCUGGGGGAUACAAGGUACUUAGCAGUGUAGCAGUGAUGGAAAAGGUUGUGGGGAGCCUUGGCAGUGCGUUUUCUGUAGGGACAGUGGACGAAAACGCGCUGAAUUAUAUCGCUCAUCGUUUGUUGCAGAUAGUGCUGAAUUUUGAGCGUUCUGGAGUUGGCCAUACGCAGCUUGCUUGGGAGUCCCUCUGGCUGCGUGAAGACGGCUCUUUUCUGUUGGGAAAUUUCGGAAGUUGUGCCCCUGUUGGAGAGCAGAAAGCCCGCUUAAGCGGCCGUCUGAGCUUGAAUCUAGAACCUACUGUUAUGACUCGCUAUGCAGAGUCCGAUAAACUUAUUAUUGAUGAUCAGGCAAACUUGUGGAGUCUCGGGAUUCUCCUAUUUCAGCUUUACGGAGGCGUUGAGCACCCCUACGAACAGCUGGGGGGGGCGGAGUGGAGCGAUCAACCAGAGAAACUCGCACAACGGCUGUUGAAAGAAGGGAUACGUUCUGAAUUUCUAGUCCCGCAGUUGCAACAGAAGCAAUUCCCACUGAGGUGGGGAGGCCUUAUUUUGCGUCUACUGGAGCCCGAUAGGGCUAACAGGAUAACUGGCUCCCAAAUUAUGACCCAAUUUGCAGACCUCAUCAAGCCCCAAUCUGUCGCAAACGAAUAA